CUCGCCAGGAAAAACUAUUGAAAAAAUUGUGUCGUAAAAAAAAAACUUGUACUCUAUUGAUUCCUCCAUCCUUUCUGUAAUGAUGAUUUAAAGUGUUUCAUAUGCAGCGCAAAUAUUUCCUAGAUAGCUUCGCUAUGGCAAAGGAUGCUUCUCAGCGUCAGUCUUUGCUGAAUUCGCGUGCGAGUCUAACAGAAGAGUUUAAUAUAUAACGUGAGUGAUUUUUUCCCCAAAGUGCAAAAGUAUUUUACCAUUAACGCUAAAUAGUAGAAUACUUUUACACGUUUAUUAAGUGAUUGUGAUAAUAUUGCGAUUUUUUAAAAAAAAUUUUGUCGAUUUUUUUCAGAAUAUUUUUCAUAACAAUGAGUAAUUUACAGGAUUUUAUUCGAAUCCGGUACGAGUAUCCCGUUGAAGGAUACCUUAUGGUCGAUAACGAGUCGCAAGUCCGACUGCAGUUGCGAAAGGAUGUACCUCGUUUUUACAUCCAAAUCAGAGGAUUUAUAAAUAUAGUUACGUGGCAAAUGAUACGAGGUGAGAGACAGCGGAACCAGGAGGAACAAAUUGAUAUAGAGGAAAGUGACUUCUUCCUAGAACUGUUCGGCCUCCGACCGUACGAGUCUGAUCCGGAGCCGGAAGAUUGGAAUUGUAAGUAUCAUAAAUUUAUAUUAUAUAUUUAAAUUUCUCUUCUUAUAUGUUGCAAGCUAAUGUAACGCUUUUGUUUUACAGAAACGAUGGCGUA
Molecule: messenger RNA, 736 nt
Organism: Acromyrmex echinatior (Panamanian leafcutter ant)
Lineage: Eukaryota; Metazoa; Arthropoda; Insecta; Hymenoptera; Formicidae
Biological process (GO): proteolysis
Molecular function (GO): aspartic-type endopeptidase activity
Source: RefSeq, a predicted model, not a curated record